This is a messenger RNA of Elgaria multicarinata webbii, 4284 nucleotides long. It is a transcript of the gene PALD1, whose product is annotated as phosphatase domain containing paladin 1. The record is from RefSeq and is a predicted model, not a curated record. Gene Ontology annotation, biological process: dephosphorylation. Bases 386 to 2998 code for a protein of 870 amino acids. Gene Ontology annotation, molecular function: protein tyrosine phosphatase activity. Gene Ontology annotation, cellular component: cytoplasm. The transcript has 20 exons. Lineage: Eukaryota; Metazoa; Chordata; Lepidosauria; Squamata; Anguidae.
GCUGCUCCGCUCGGAGAGUGCAAGCUGCCGUUGCUCUGCUGGUCCUGUUUUUAUUGGCAGUGGCUAGGAUUUGAUCUCUCGAAAACAAAGUGCUACAGUCUCGGCUUCUGCUGCUGGUUCCUCCAUCGAUUGCUUGCUCUCGCCCCCCCCCCCCCCCAAAGAUGGGUUUAACCACUUCACCACUGAAAUCGUAGCAGCAGCAAGUCUUUGAUGGGAUGUCCUGAAGAUCUGCAGAAAGAAGGGAGAAAAGCCCUCUUAAAAUCACGGCUGCAAAGUUGGGUGGUAUGUUUUGAAGCCCUGAAGUUUUGAAUUUUUUACUCCUCAGUGCACCAGAGAGGAUACUGGAUGCUCUGCCCUGCUGCUCAAAAUCAGUUGCCUGUGGAUUAUGGGUACAACUGCCAGCACGGCUCAGCAGACAGUGGCAACAGCAACCUUUGAGAAUAUUCACGGCAACGGAACCAUGGAGGAUCGCUCUUCCCUCAGCAUUCAUUCCUUCCAGACGGUUGGGCUCCACAACAACAAAGCCAAGUCGAUUAUUACUAACAAGGUGGCCCCUGUAGUCAUUACCUACAAUUGCAAAGAAGAGUUUCAGAUUCAUGAUGACUUAUUGAAGGCCAGCUAUACUGUGGGACGGAUUACUGAGUCUGCCCCAGAGCACUACCUUGUACAGGGGAAAUAUUUUAUGGUCCGUGAUGUAUACAGCAAAGUAGACGUCCUGAACACAGCUGGCACCUGUGGUGCCCCAAACUUCCGACAGGCCAAAGGGGGAUAUUCAGUGUUUGGAAUGGGCCAGCCCAGCAUGGGUGGGUUCAAGCAGGUCCUGCAGAAACUCCAGAACGAUGGCCAUAAGGAAUGCAUUGUGUUCUGCGUCCGUGAGGAGCCUGUGCUUUUUCUACAUAUGGACGACGACUUUAUGCCCUACACCCCCAGGGGAAAGGAGAACCUGCACGAAAAUCUACACAGCCUACAGAAAGGUGUCAAAGUAGAAAACCUGGAGCUCUUGAUUCGAAAAGAGAUGCAUGACUUUGCCCAGCUGAAUGAGAAUACAUAUUAUGUCUACAAUGAUAUUGAGCAUUUUAAAGACGAGCCACAUUCCGUGAGCAUCCGCCGUGAAGAAGACAUCCACGUCACCGAGGAAGUGUACAAGCGACCAGUCUUCCUACUGCCAUCUUACAGGUAUCAUCGGCUGCCUCUGCCUGUGGAUGGAGCGCCUUUAGAAGCACAGUUUGAUGCUUUCAUCAGUUUCCUCAGGGAAAGUCCAAACCUUCUCCUUCUCCAAGACCCCAGCAGGCCUCCUCCUGCUCUGCUCUUUAGCUGUCAAACGGGAGUUGGGAGGACCAACUUAGCCAUGGUCUUGGGCACACUGGUGCUGUAUCACCGCAAGGGUGGUCUACAGAAGCAAGAUCACAGCCUUCCCCAGUCCACUAAAUUCUUGCCCAGGGAUCGAUUCCGUAUUAUUCAAAGCUUCAUUGGCACAGUACCAAAAGGACAGCAAAUAGUGGAGGAGGUGGAUGCCGCCAUCUCCUUGUGUUCGGAAAUGCAUGACUUGAAGGAAGCCGUCUAUGAAUAUAAGAAGAAAUUGGAAGGGAUUGGAGAAGACUAUCAGAUUCAGGGGAACAGCACCAAAGAGUAUUUCCUUCAGCGGACAUUACAGAGCCUUGAGCGCUAUUUCUGCUUGAUAGCCUUUAACUAUUACCUUCAUGAACAGUACCCCCUGGCUUUUGCUCUCAAUUUCAGUCGGUGGAUGUGCAGGCACCCUGAGCUGUACAGGCUCCAGGCAAACAUGAACCAGUCGGAGCUUACAGUCACGGGGGAGCAGAUAACGAAGGGGGCACGGGUGCUGGUGGUGGAUGAACGAUUUUCUCCAGAUGUGCUCAGCACAGUCAAAGAGAUGAGUGUGGCUAACUUCCGGAGGGUCCCCAAGAUGCCUGUGUAUGGGAUGGCACAGCCCAACUCCAAGGCGAGUGGAAGUGUCCUGAGCUAUCUGACAGAUGCAAAGAGGAAGUAUUCCCACAUCUUGUGGGUUAAUCUCCGGGAAGAGGUGGUUCUGGAAGGGAAUGAGCAAAUCUAUACCCUCCGGGAGGUCGGAAACCUAGAGCAGCAGAUAACGGUCCCCGUAACAUCACCUGAACAGCUCGAGAAACUGGAAUCUGCCUUGAAGAACGACCUGCUGAAAUCUCAGAAAUGGAUUGAGGUUUAUCUGGAACAGGAGAAGCAGAUGAAGAUGUUCAAAACGUGCCUGACCAUGCAGGAGAUGUUUAACCAGCACAAGAGCACCUGCCAGGGACUGGCGUACAAACGGAUCCCAAUUCCAGACUUCUGUGCUCCCAGAGAAAAAGACUUUGAUCAGCUACUGGAAGUGAUGAAGGGUGCUCUGGCCGAAGACUCCCACACUGCCUUUGUGUUCAAUUGUCACAGUGGCAGAGGAAGAACCACCACAGCCAUGGUUAUUGCUGUCCUCACCCUUUGGCAUUUCAAUGGAAUCCCUGACAUAAUCGAGGAUGAAAUUGUGAGUGUGCCUGAUGCCAAGUACACCAAAGGAGAGUUUGAGGUGGUAAUGAAGUUGGUCCAGUUAUUGCCAGAGGGACACCAAAUGAAGAAAGAGGUGGACAUGGCGCUGGAUACUGUGAGUGAGACGAUGACACCCAUGCAUUAUCACCUAAGGGAAAUCAUCAUAUGUACCUACAGACAGGGCAAAACGGCUAAGGAGGAAAAGGAGAUGCAGACGUUGCAGCUGAGGAGCCUGCAGUACUUGGAACGCUACAUCUAUCUCAUCCUGUUCAAUGCGUACCUGCAUUUGGGGAAAAAGGACUCCUGGCAGAGGCCGUUCAGUGCCUGGAUGCACGAGGUGGCAGCAAAGGCUGGAGUCUACGAGAUCCUGAACCACCUGGGUUUUGCUGAAUUUGAGAACCUAGAGGACAAACCGCUCUCCCGGCUUCGCUACCGCUGGCAGGAGCAAACCCGUAGCUCCCUGCCGUUCCGGGGAGAGUUCAUUUAGGAGCCGGCCUUACGAAGGGCCAUGAGGAUUCCAACAUUUCUCCAGAUGUGGCCGAAUCAUGCUCUCUCUCUCUCUCUCUCUCCCCUUUUCUGAAUGAAUAUUUGAUUUUGUGGUGUAGGUGUGUGUGUUUUUAAAAAUGUGCAUGUAUAUAUAUGAAGAAAUGUGCCUUAAGGAAGAACUGUACUUACAACAAGAAGAGAAAGUUACACUACCUUGGAGCCAUUUUUAUAGGGGGGAGGGUGUCUUUCAGACACAAUAAAAUAAAUUAAAAUGAAUUUAGAUGGGUGUCAAUGCAAAUGCUGUGUAUUUGCCUGAAAUUCCCAGAACGUUUUUUAACACACUACAAAUGGAUGCUUUUUCAAAGAAUUUUUCUUGGACUUGUGCACUGCCCAGUGUAUAGUUGUAUAUUAUGUAUUUUCAGAUGCAGGAAAUGCAUGUGUGGUAUUUGCUCUGCAGAAAGCAUUUAGUAGACAACUCAGGAUGGUUUAAUUAUUGCAUACGCUUGAAUCUUGUACUGUUUUAUUAUGAAGAUUCCAAUUUAUAUUUAUGAUGCACUGUUAAAAUGAGCUGGGAGCCACUAUUGUUAGCUUAUUUGCCCAGAAUGAGCCAAGAAUGGGGAGACAUCUGUCUUGGUUUCCCUAUGUGGAUGUCUCCCAUUGAACAUCCAUGUGAAUGCUGUGAUGGGGGAAAUUCCGGAAGUGCCUGGGGCUGCAUGGAUGAGGGCAGCGGAAAGCUGCUGUGCUCACAUUUGUUCCCAUCUCAGUCUGGGUGCUCCCUUAUGUACUUAAUAUGUGUGUACAGCCAAGCACUUUUGUGUACAUGCUGGUGCUCUUCAGAUUUCCUGUCCUGACUGCCAAGCUUCCUGUUGCACUAGGGACUAGUCCAGAUGCAGCAGCACAAAAACUGAAGUGGAAUUUGAGGAUUUGGUACACUCCUGCGCAUGGAGUGGGUGUUCUUGAGAUCCUCUCCGUAUAAUUCAAAGUGUGAUAAUGGCCAAAUGGUCCCCAUCGUAUAGGUAGAUGGAGGGAAUGUCCUCUGUUCUAGAACCAGGGUUCUCCAUAGAACACAACAGAGAUCCCUUCUAUCAAAAGGCCUUAUUGCAUUCUACAGAACAUUCUUUAAAAAAUUCCAAGUUCUUUGCCCAAGGCAAGCGAAAUUCUCCGUCAAGGAAAGCAGAAUUGUACAAUUGUCUAAGCAAAUGUAUAUACCUUCUCUUUGUUUGCAUAUUUUAUGAAGUCCUUGCGAGCCCUGAGGAAGGGCAAGUAGCUAUAAUAAAAAUUAUUCAA